GCUGCCCGUCUCCAGAAAGACAGAGAAAGGCACAGAAUGAGGAGACAAGCCGAGACGAAGACGAAACAGGAGGAUCCACUUGAGAAUACGUGGCAAAGGGAAAUUAGUGCGAGAGUUGCAGAACCCAACGCCUGCCUUCGACUACAAGGCCUCCACAGAGAAAGGACAAAGCAAAAUGGACAACUCAUAGGGUGUAAUGUUUCUGCCGAGCCGCGAGGAGGCCCAACUAUGGAGGAAGAGAAGGGUGUCGUGGUAUGCAAAGAAAAAGAAGGAACUGAGAAUGGGGGAAGAGACCCUUUCAUUGUCCAAGUCAGGACCAUCAGGGGCUUUUUGACCAAGGAUGGCCCAUCCCACAUUAAGAUGGAGUCAGAGGACGAAAUACACCAAAGCUGGGAUUCUCAAAGGCAGGAACUCUUGAAAAGAACAGCUGGGUUUCCCGCAGCACCAUCUCUUUUGGAAGAAGAUACCAAAGAUUUCCUGGCCUCCUUGGGAAGAGUCAAGGAGGAUCUGCAGGAGGGGAGCUCUGGGAAGACCGGAGGGAAGGCUGUACCCCAAAGAGAUCCGAACAUCAAUAGAAAAGUUCGGGUGGGCAGGAAAAAGCUGGAUUUCUGCAUGAAAGUCAAGGGUGAAGAGACUUUGGUGGAAGUUGAUCUGGAGAGUCAGAGGCUCCUGCACCUUAGGCAGUUCAUCCCACAGGAUGCUGAAGAGAUGCCUCAAAACCUAGAAGGUACGAAGCUCAAACCUCCCAAAUUCGAGGAAGAGGCCUUCGAGAUUGUGAAGAUGCACAAGAAGACCUUCCAAGGGGGAAGAUCUGAAAAAGCGGAUGAAUUCCACUGA
Messenger RNA from Pseudonaja textilis, 837 nucleotides. The record is from RefSeq and is a predicted model, not a curated record. NCBI's taxonomy places the organism in Eukaryota, Metazoa, Chordata, Lepidosauria, Squamata, Elapidae.